Octopus bimaculoides (California two-spot octopus) is the source of this 2375-nucleotide messenger RNA. Its product is annotated as sodium-dependent multivitamin transporter. Gene Ontology annotation, biological process: transmembrane transport; sodium ion transport. Gene Ontology annotation, cellular component: membrane. Gene Ontology annotation, molecular function: symporter activity. Lineage: Eukaryota; Metazoa; Mollusca; Cephalopoda; Octopoda; Octopodidae. The record is from RefSeq and is a predicted model, not a curated record.
CUCUCUCUCUCUCUAUCUCUCUGUCUCUCUCGCUCUCUUUGGCCCGUUCUAUAAACAUUAAAGGAAAAGUUUAACUGAAAAAGAAAAUUCCUGUUUUAUUGACUGAAUGAAGCAGGACGUAUUCCAAGAGAAGAAAAGUUUUGAGAUACCAAAAAAAAUAUAUAUAUAUAUAUAAAAGCAAAAAGUCUGCGAGAAGUUCUUCGGUAAUGUUUAACUGAAACUACAACAACACGUGGACUACUGUGGAAUAAGCAGUUUGGAUUGACUUGGAAGAAAUUCUUGCCAGCGAAAAACAAUGUUAGUUUGGUGUUGCUCAUCACAGCAGAUGUGAUCUGAAAUUUCUGUUACUGAUGGAUUUGUCCUUUUGGAUAUAACAAAGUUGUUGCUGUUGUUGUUCACUCAUACCAUUUAAUCGAUUUACAAAUCAUUUCUUCACAACAUUUGACAAUGGCCGAGAACAACGUUUUCACUUGGCCGGACUACCUGCUUUUUGCUUCGGCCAUCAUCAUAUCGUUGUCGAUUGGAAUUUAUCAAAUGCUAAAAAGAAGAAAAGAAAAUGAUUUAACAGCAUCCGAACUGCUUGUUGCCGAUAGAAAGAUGAAUAUCUUACCCGUGUCUUUGUCCAUGACAGCCAGUUUAGUGUCAGGAAUACUUAUUCUUGGAGUGCCACAUGAAGUCGUCAAAUACGGAGGCGUUUAUUAUUUAACUGGAUUAUCUUAUUUACUCAACUAUGCUUUUUGUGCACAUUGCGUAGUUCCUGUAUUCUACAGACUGCGACUAUGUAGUGGCUACCAGUACCUGGAGCUCCGCUUCCACAAGUAUGUCCGCAGAAUAGCCUCGCUGACUUUUGUUUUACAAACAAUAUUCUAUAUGUCCGUAGUCAUCUAUGCACCCGCCAUUACCAUCAGUCAAACAACCGGGAUGCCUACGUCUGUUGCUAUCGCCUUGACAGGAAUUGUCUGCACAUUAUACACAGCCAUUGGUGGUUUACGUGCCGUUAUUUGGACCGAUGUAUUCCAGAUUAUCGUGAUGAUCACAUCAUUAAUCGUUACCGUUGUGAUUGGGAUACAAAACGCCGGAGGAACGAGCGAAGUUUCCAGAAUAAUAUCGGAAGGAGAUCGAUGGCCAUAUUUUGAUUUCGAUCCAGACCCACGGCUUAUCUAUUCCUUCUGGAGUUGUGUUCUCGGAUCAACAUUUUCAGGAAUGGCUUCAUUUUCUUUCCAACAAAUGAUUAUUCAGAGAUUUGUGUCUCUCCCAACUAAAAAGGCAGCAAUUGCCUCUGUCUAUAUUGCUAUGCCAGUCUCGUUAUUAAUAUUGACCUUGUUAUGUGUCACGGGGCUCAUCAUUUAUGCUAAUUACGCUGACUGCGAUCCUAUACGCAUUAUUCAUUCAUACAACAAAAUUCUACCUCACUUUAUAACCCAGGCCUUAGGCAAGUAUAGCGGUCUUCCCGGUUUGUUUGUUUCCUGUAUUUUCUGUGGAGCUUUGAGCACAAUAUCGUCUGGAAUCAAUUCAUUGGCUGCUGUCACUUACUACGACUUUGUUGAUCCUCUUUAUUUAAAAAUGAGAAAAGAACCAAUCGGCAGCAAAACCUCCGGUAAAAUAACAAUAGCCAUAGCGUUGAUAUUUGGUAGCUUAGCGGUUCUGUUUUCCUACGUGAUCCAUCACUUGAACCCCAACAUUCUUCAUACAACUCUGAUAAUCUUGAACACUAUCGCAGGACCAAUCACCGGAAUGUUCGUUCUUGGACUCUUUGUUCCAUGGGCCAACACCAAAGGCACUUUAGUUGGGUUCAGCGCGGCUGUCAUCAUGACCCUUUGGUUGGGAAUCGGAAAUGCUGUCACAAAUAGUAAACUAAAAGAGCAUCAUUUGCCUAACAACAGUACCAACGUCACUGAAUGUACACCAAUACCGCCGGUCGACCGGAACUUAUAUAAAAAUAGGACCGGCUGGGAUGGUUUUUACUCCAUAUCUUACCUGUGGUUUGCCUUUAUAGCAGUAGCCAUUGUAUUAAUCUUAGGUAACGUGGUAUCCUUAAUUACAGGUGGCACGACGUCUAAAAAGAAAAAAUACACAAUUUGGAAAUACAAGAAAAUACCAAUUCCUCCGCGAAGUACCUAGAGAAACGUCUGGCGGAUUUUUGAAUACUGGAUCUCUAUUCUAAAUUCCUACAUAAAAAUCAAUGACAGAAUAAAAGUGAAUUCCGAGGGAAAUAUUUGAUAGAAACUAACAGUUAUAAUACUCGUUGAAUUAUAAUUUGGAAUGAGUGAGAUCUUAAAGUCCAAUAACUUUCUUAAAGUUAAUCAUUGAUCAAUGAAUUAUAGGGAAGAGAAACGAAAGAGAAACUGCUUUGUAUAAUAAAACAACAAACUGCA